Spirodela intermedia is the source of this 9373-nucleotide messenger RNA. NCBI's taxonomy places the organism in Eukaryota, Viridiplantae, Streptophyta, Magnoliopsida, Alismatales, Araceae. The record is from the annotation of a GenBank genome assembly.
AUGGGGGACCCGUUGGAUGCUCUGAGGUCUCUUCUAGCUUCCCACUCCCCUCCUCUCCGCGCACUGGUUGUGCCUUCCGAGGACAACCAUCAGGUGAUCCCUGCUUCUUCAUCCCGGCCCUCCCUCCUCCUCCUCCUUCCAGCUCGCUAGAUUUUUCUUGCGUAACAGCUGCCAAGGAUGUAACAAUGCGUGGGCCACGGAGAUCGUGUAGCAAGGACUACGCAGUCGAUGAUAUGGAUUUCCAAUGUUUUUUUAUUACUGAGAUACGAUGUGUUUAUUUGUGCAACAUUUUUUCCUUUUUUUUACGGUAGUGAAACGUUUUUAUGCCAGAGCGAGUACGUGUCUGCGAGGGAUCAGAGACGCGCAUUUGUUUCUGGUUUCACCGGCAGCGCUGGUGCGCCUUGUUGUGUUAAUUUAUACUAUUAAGGAAAGAUCCUCUCCCUCUCCCCGUUUGUUUGCUAAUUUUGUGGUGCGUAAAUUAGGUCUGGCGCUUAUCACAUUGGACGAGGCGUUGCUGUGGACCGAUGGCAGAUAUUUCUUGCAAGCGACUCAGCAGCUGUCUGAUCGUUGGAAGCUCAUGCGAAUAGGUGAAGACCCAACCGUGGAGAGUUGGAUAUCAGAUGUGAGCCUCGUCGUCUCUUUUUAUUCCAGACCCCAGUGUUUCAGCCGACCAUUUUUCUGUCCGUUUCAUCUAACUGGAAAUUAUCACUGUUUAUGUUGUCGUCUCGGUGUCAAUGAGUCAUUUUCUCGUGAUUCCUAUUUUUCACUGUACUUCUCACCUUUAAUUUUUCAGAAUCUGCCACACGAUGCUGCGAUAGGAGUAAACCCUUGGUGCAUUUCUGUAGACACUGCACGUAGAUGGGAAACAGCUUUCUCCAAGAAAAAUCAAAAUCUUGUUCAGCUGGCCAAUGAUUUGGUGGACGAGGUCUGGAAAGAUCGCCCAGCAGAGGAAAUACUUCCUGUGAGCAUUCAACAACUGGAAUUCUCUGGUCUCUCUGUAUCAGAAAAGCUGAAGGAUCUAAGAGGGAAACUUACUCAGGAGAAAGCGUACGGCAUAGUUAUCACUGCACUUGACGAGGUUCGUACCCUGAAGAACAGUUUUCUAGAGUAUCUGGUCUGGGAUAUUGUUGCUAACUUUGGAUUGCCCUGUUGUUUGAAACCAGGUUGCGUGGCUUUGUAAUAUCAGAGGAAAUGAUGUAGCUUACUGCCCCGUUGUUCAUGCAUAUGCUAUAAUAACAGUUGAGUCUGCUUUCCUCUAUGUGGACAAGAGAAAGCUAUCUACUGAGGUCGGUCACUACCCCUUAGCUAUCUCUUUCCCUGAUUGCAUUGUUGAGAAUGAAACUAUUCACACAUCUUCAUCAAGUUAGUAAAGAAUGUAUCGGUAUUAUUGUGGUAAAGGAAUUAAUUUUUAAGAGUUUUGGAUGAAUUCAUACGAAACGCCAGGUCAUUAUUUUCUGUUAUUUGAUUCGAAACGCUAAUAUGAAAAUUUCACAUCCAUUCUGUCCGAUGUCCUUGUUAUUCUGUUAUUCGUGGUGAUGAUAUGCAGAGAUAGGAUUUUUUAUGGUAUCAGUCACGUUGCCACAAUCCCAAAAGAGUUCUAAAGGAACUUCUGUGUUUUUUUUUCUUGCAAUGUGUUGUUUUACUCCAAAACAAAGUUGGAUCCCAUUCGUGUUAGGUAGCUUACGUCACUUCAUCAACAUACAAUCCACCGAUCAUACAUCUUAAUUUUUGUAAUUGGAUCCAAUUAUGACCAAAAUUCCUGUUGGUCCGUCUUGUUUCUGAAAAUGCUGUGUUAUAUUGAGAAUCAGUGGCCAUGAUUUGAAGAAGGUAUUUGAUUGAAGGUUUCUUUAUCAUCAAGAACAAUUGUUGCAUAAAAUUUUUGAACUAUGGUUUGGAGACGCAAGCCAGUUGCAUUUUUAUGCUAUUUGUCAACUAAAUCCGUGUUUUGGUAUGCUGACGUCGUAACUUCAAUUAUCGAUUCUAGGUAAUUCAUCACUUGACUGAAAAUGGAAUUUUGAUUCGGGAAUAUAGUCAAGUUAUCUCUGAUGUAAGUCUGCUUGCGUCUGGGCAACUAUUACAAGAUAGCAAAUAUGAAUCUAAUACCACCGGAGGAAAUGAGCAAGGCAAUGUUGAUACCACUAGUCAGAUUGGGAAUGAAGAUGAAAAAGGAAAGCAUCUUAUCACAUGGAUAGACCCAAGUUCAUGCUGUUUUGUUCUGUAUUCAAAGUUGCCUUCGGGUAAGGUUCUCCUUCAGCCAUCACCAUUGGCUCUGGCAAAGGCUCUCAAGGUAAUGAGAAAAUCGCUAAAAUCUAAGUUACUCUUCUAUGUGAUUCUCUUAUGUCAUAUAGAUGCUUACUAUUGCUUUCAUAGAAUACUAAAGUUUUCAGUUGUUAUUAGACAUUCACUGGAUGUUUCUAGAAAAAAGUUAACAUUGAUGCAUUUUUCACUCAUUUUUGAUCCGGAAGACAUUGUUGUCUGUGCGAGUUGCCAUUGUCCACAUGGACACCUUGGCUUGAUACUACGGUUUGGAUUGGCGCUUCAAAUAUUAUAAACCAAAAAGUUAGCUCACCUUGAGAUCAUUUGGUUGUUUUCUUUUUCAAAUCUUAAACUAAAUUUAAUUAAUCACUGUUUGAAAAGCUAUUGACAUGUUUUUCUAAUUUGGAUGUUGUCUCUAUGCAUAUGGUUCAUAGAACCUGACUUUAAUUCAUUUCUUCUAAUUUAUGGUGAUCGAAUUUGGAAUGGUCUCCUAGAAAAAAAAAAACACAGAAGAAGUAAAAAAUUUAGGACCUGCUGUGUUCUCUUUUAGUGUUAACUUCGCUUUUUCACUUAAGAAAUUUCACAUAUAUUCCUAUGUCUUUCUACUCUAGAACCAUGUUGAGCUUGAUGGCUUAAGAAAAGCUCAUGUGCGGGAUGGUGCAGCUGUUGUGCAGUACCUUGCUUGGCUGGACGACCAGGUCUGUCAUUGUGCGAAACACUUCUUGUUCCUGAAACGAUGACUUCUAAUAUUGUACUUUUCUUAAUACUUUUGCAGAUGCAACAGAUUUAUGGAGCAUCCGGCUACUUUCUUGAGUCAGUGGGAACAAAAAAGAGAAGUAACUUGUAUGACUUCUGUCACGUACUUGUGCAAUAUAUUUUCAGCUGAUUAUGAGAUGUAUAUUAUUUGUGAACACAUGAAAGUAAUGAAGUAACGUGCCUUCCAAUGAAGACCAUGGCCAUGUAUUUUUUCCAUUCUAGGCAUUGAUGAAUUUUGUGUGAUGCUGAUAUUCCGGUGCUGUUUCUACUCUAUAAUCACAUUUUCAAGCGGGUCAUCUUUUAACAGAUGGAAAUUUUCUUCGAUUUCUGUGAAACGUUCCCUUUAAGUUUACUGAUUAAUCAAAUGAACCUAGAAUAUGAUCUCUUUACGUACUAUUUUUAUUUUUUUUCAGUUAUUCUGACACAAUUGUGCUGGCCUUUAUAAUUGGGGAAUCCAUUAGUUGGAUCUCAAAGAGCUUAUGACUUUGCUCCACAUUUCCCCUUUUAGCAUAUAUUGUUUAGGUAAAAGAUAUGUAUUUGUACACUUUUUUUGGAACUAAAUAGAAAAUUUCCACUUAAGAAAUUGAAUAGAGACACUCUUCAAGAACUCUAUUGCACUGUCGCUUUGGGCAUAAAUUUCGGUUUUGGAACUAAAUAGAAAAUUUCCACUUAAGAAAUUGAAUAGAGACACUCUUCAAGAACUCUAUUGCACUGUCGCUUUGGGCAUAAAUUUCGGUUUAGUUCCCCACAGAAAUGUACUACUGUGUAUCUUCACCAAAAAAAUCAGCUCGAAAAAGUCCAUUCUGCUGUUUUUGAUUCAUUCAUGUCAUCUAUGAACAGGAAUCAUGCUAAUGUUCUUUUUGUUGUUAGUUUUUAAUUAGAGACUUUUCAGAGAUUCCCUAUUGCAUUAUUCCAUCUUAAGAGAUUAAGCAUUGCAUUCUCAAGACCCCACAGUCAUCUGAACAUGCUCAGCCUACCCCUAAGAUAUUAUGUGUAACAUCAAAAAAUUAGACCAGUUAAGGUCUCCGGACCCAAAACUUUCGAGCAUUUGAAUACUCUCUCUCUCUCUCUCUCUCUCUCUCUCUUUCUCUCACUCACUCACUUUCGUGUGCAGAGAACUUCUUUCUCACUAUUUUAAUUCCAGAAGUAUCUUUCUUUAAAUGUAUGCUUUUGUGUUUUGUUGAUGUUGUGUUUACAAAUUAUAUCUAUUCUUUCGUUUUAUCAUUUUUUAUAUUUAUUUUUAUGCAAAUAUAUUUAUAAUUGAAUCACUGCUUCUUUGUUUGUUCAUGGAUGUGAUAGAGUGAAGCUGACAGAAGUAUCAGUAAGUGAUAAGUUAGAGGAGUUCCGCUCUAAAAAAGAGGUAAAUGCAGCUCUCCAUGCCUAUCUGACGAUGAAAGCCAUCACCCAUGACAUGUGAAGCCUGUGUUCCCUGCUAUGUUUGAUGCUAUAUGCGAAUUCAAUGAUAAUUUUCACGGAUUUUCUAGAAAAUUAUCGCUUUGUUAUUUUGUACUUAAGUUUUUGGGUAGAAUUGUAUGUUUAGUGCGUCUAGUAUUAAAUCAUUAGUGUCAUGAUAUAUUUAAAAUGUAUAUGAAAGAAACAGAGAGUUCCCGAAGGGGAAAGCCAGCGAGAGAGAGAGAGAGAGAAGGCUUCCAUCAAACCCUAAUUGAGAGACUCUGGUAUUUAUACCAGAGUCUCACGGGACCUAGUUGGGCCGAUAGGGCCCAUAUGGGCCAUUACGGCCAUGACUUGGAUGGGACAAUACAGUAUUCAACAGUUUUUUAUAUUACAAGGAGGAUGCUAUUAAAGGAUGCGAUGUAUACUUUUGAGUAAUAACCAUAUUUAUUGCUAAAAUCAUUAUGAAAGGUCAUCUGGUUGAAGGGGAUUCACCACCUUUACUGUUGAAGAUCAGAUAUUUGGUUUCCUCUUUAUGGUAAGUAAGCUUCUGCCUAGUUGCACUCAACUCGUAUGUGGUUGCCAUGACUCCUGAACCUUGUGAAUCAUGACUCUUGCACAAAACUUGUCUGGUUUGUAUCUCUGUUGCUUGCAAUGACUGCACCUCAAGUUGAUGGAAUAUUUACCCUUUAUUUAUCUGCAAGGGCAUUCUUUAUUGUGCCAUCGAGUGGAAGGGUGAGUUUACAGACUGUAUACAAGGGUGCUGUUUUGCAUAUCUGAGAAAAUAAUAUUUGGCGUUACUCUUUCGUGAGGAGCAUCUCAUGCAAUCAUGCUCUAUCUCGGUGUUUUAGUGCUUUGUUCUAUACGAGUCAUCUUUCCCCUUUCUUCUAGCCCUUUCAAAAUGUUUGCUUGCCAGAAAAAAUAGCCGCCUGAACCUGGUUUCACCUAUAUUAUAUGUGCAAAGGUCUGACUUGAGUGUUGCUACUUUUCUGUUAUGCUGCAGCUCUUUAAAGGUUUGAGUUUUCCAACUAUUUCUUCAGUUGGUCCGAAUGCGGCAAUCAUACACUAUAAACCUCAGUUAGAGACUUGUUCUGAACUUGAUGCUGACAGUAUAUAUCUAUUUGAUUCAGGGGCUCAGGUUUGUCCAGAUAGUCUCAUAAAGUUUCUUUAUUAAAAAAAUUUAUUGAAUAGUAUUACUGAUUGAAAUUUUUUUCUCAGUAUCAAGAUGGAACAACAGAUAUAACAAGAACUGUUCACUUUGGCAAACCUUCAGCUCAUGAGAAAGCAUGCUACACUGCAGUAUGAUGCCUCUCGUUAAUGAUCCAUCAAUGCCUUUAUUACCUUGCACUGUUUUUAUUAAAAUCAUCCAUUUUAGUCCUUUUUAAACAUGUUUAUUUUUAUUUAUCAUCGACAUACCUUGGAUGACUCAUGAAUUUCUAAUACUCUGUUCUGACACUGGGUAGAUUUGUGAAACAGAGUUUUGACUUUGACAUCAAGAUGUCGGAGAAGAAACUGAGGUUUCCAUGGUGGAUGUGACUGAGCCCGAAGACAAGAUAAAAAGAUGCACGUGAAGUUAUUCUUUUUCACCGAAGAAGUUGAUAAAUGAGACGUUGGAUGUGAUUUUUUCUUGAUGAAUUUACACAGUAAAAAAAUGGAAGCUAAAUUCGAAGCAAAAGAAGCAUUUACCCUUAAUUGGCUCUUGAAAUUAUGCAGAGUAUUGCAUGUCAAUUGAUACAGCUAAGGUCAAAAGGCUGGUAUUGCAUGUCAAUUGAUAAACCUGUUUUUUUCCGGACAAGAUUUGAACUUAAAGAAUUAACUUAUUGCUCUCCACAGAUUAAAUUAAAUGAGUGUAACCUUUAAAAUACAUAGGGCUUGGAAUGUUUCUCCCUUACUCUCUUGAAAAGUUCUAAAACUAAGUGCAACUUGGAGAGGCUGACAAGAAAACAAAAGCAAAAAUAGAGUAUUAGAAAAACAAAACUUCCUAAAAUAUCUCUAACAAAAACAAAAGCUUUCAAUUUUUUGGUAAUAAAAAACCGCUCCCAGGUGUGCGUUUGAGGUACUAAAGUAUUCAUGCAUUGCUUGCAAGUACUCUUCAGUAGGAUCAUAUGUGAUUCAACCUAUUACACUGACAGCAUAGGUGGUUAUCUUUGGCCUCGUGUGUGAUAGGUAAAUAAAUUUCCCGAUCAGGCUUUAAUAGCUUACUUUAUCGAUAGCAUUACUCGUUUCUUCUUUGCCCAACUUAUGGUUUUUGAUAUAAGUUUUUUGUUGAUUUGCUCCAAGUUUUCCUGUGUCCUUUUGUAAAUCUAAAACUAGAUUCCUUGUUUGAAGUUUGGGAAAUUCAAUCCCAAUAUUUUUUUUAAAAUUUCCCAACUCUUUAAUUUCAGAUUCACAAACUUUAGUAGAGCUUUGGUAUAUUGCUUACAGUUCAUCUUAUAUAUUGAUAAUGAUCGAUUUCAAGCCACAGACCAAUUAACUAGCUGUAGAAUUUGGUAAAAGACGGAGAACCUUGAAUUACUGACAUUACUUUAGUUUUUAAUUCAUAAAUCAUGUUAGCAGUUUACUUCAUUGAGUAUGUCUUUUGAAGCGUUACCAAAUGUCUCGCACUGUUGGCACGAUCCUUGAGUGCUCUUCAUCCCAUGCUUGGAACGUAGGAUCGCUCUCACUUGAAUCUGUCCUACAAUAGUGGCUAGUUUUCCCUUUUUCCUUUAAGAAUGUUCUCAUUUAUCGGAGAUCCAGGACAACUUCAGAGGUAGGCGCAUUGUUCUCAGAAGUGUGAAGCAUAUUCAUUAAGAAUAAUAAAAAAUAAAUGAAAAAAACAGAUGGCACUGGAACCGGGAAAUGUUGGAGGAAAGAAGAGGAGGGUAGUAAUGGAGGCUUAUGGAGAUGAUAGGUAACGAAGAAGAUUAGGGUUAGAAGUUUCAGUGUUCAGGUCGCCGCCAUGGCUCUGAUACCAUAAAGAAAGAACUUGUUAUUCCUCACAGUUUAACUGAAGAACGUAACCUUUGGAAGUCCUGAAAUUAAACCUGCCCAGAAAAAAUGGCAACGGAAAAACAGACCAUCCUGAAAAAUAUCUAACAAUCCUGAGUAAUAGGAAAAAUAUAUAUUGAUGAAAGGAUAUGAAAUUAGAAAUAUAUCUCUGAAAAUAUCUCACGAGUAAAUAGGAGAAAAGAAAUCUCUUUUGCAAAGCAGACGAAAACCCAUUGUUUUUCAUUUAUUCUAUAAAUUUGCGAAUACGUUCAAAAAAAAAAAAUUGCGCACAGAAAAAAAGUUAUGAACCAAGUCAAUCAGAAAAAUCAUCUGGAACAUAUGGAUAUAAAAUUAGCAACCCAAGAUCUUAGACUGAUUCAUAUUGUCUGGGACAGAGAUGAUCAAUUCAUAUGAAAUCGUCACAACUUUAGCUUGAGAAACAGAAACACCAAAGAUCAAGUUGACUGGCACAAACCAGAUUGACGGUCAUUAAAUUGUGCCAAUAAAUUAUCAUUUUAGGAUACAUAGUUGAAUCCCACUGUCAGGUUUUUUAAUUUGAAAUUCCAUCUCAUCAGUUUAGUUACUAUGCUUGAUAGAAUGGCUAUCCAUAACAGUUAUGUAAGUUCUUCAGGUUCUCAAAGGCCAUAUUGCUUUGGACAUUGCCACAUUUCCCAACGGGACAACUGGUAUUAACUGGCUCAUCUGCAUAAUUUGAAACCGCACGCCUUUUUUCUGUCUUACAUGAAAUUGCUCUUUGUGACAGGACACGCUUUGGAUAUUCUUGCUCGAACCCCUCUGUGGAAGCUUGGUCUUGAUUAUCGGCAUGGCACUGGCCAUGGAGUUGGAUCGUACCUGCUGGUUCAUGAAGGUUCAGUGAAGAACCCAUCCAAGUGUAUGCCUUUUUAGCUGCCCACUCGUUUUUAUACCAUGUGACACUGCGUCAUGUUGAGCAGGCCCUCAUCUUAUUAGCUUCAGACCUUAUGCCGGAAAUGUGGCGCUGCAGGCAUCCAUGACUGUUACAGAUGGUUAGUAUGAGCUCUGACCUGCGUGUUUUUUUUUUUUCUUUGGGCUGAUAUAUGUUGCGAAAACUCAUUACUUCUGAUUAUUUUCUUUCCCAAUGUGGUACUGUUCUACUCUUUCAAUCUAUCUUUCUUACUCAGGACUGUUCUUUAAGCUGAUAUUUUGUGAACUAGGUACUACUGAUAAUUUUUUCCAAAGUGGGAAUGUUUCACUUUUUCAAUCGAUUUUCGUGCAUCCUAACAAGUAAAUCAGAUUUUAUCAGACACCUGAUCCAGCUAACAUUUUUUUUAGGCUGAUAUUAUGUGAACUUAGUAUUAAUUAUUUUUUUCAAUAUAAAAAGAUUCUACUCAUUAAAUCUAUCUUUCACUCAUCUCCUCUGCUCUGACGACCUUACUUGAUAAAUCUUUAGCAUCCUAGAAUGUCAAUCAUCAGCCCACAGGAUGUCUUUCUCCACGUAUUUUUCAUGAGUAAAAGCUAAGUUUUGACUAGGGGGGGGGAGGGUAUUUCUGUAUUUUGUUUAUUGAUGCUCCGAUAUUCAUUCAUGUUCUAACAUGGAGACAUCCUUUUCAGAACCUGGGUACUACGAGGAUGGAAACUUCGGCAUAAGACUGGAGAACGUUCUUAUAGUAAAGGAAGCCACCACAGAGUUUGACUUUGGCGACAGAGGAUACUUGUCGUUUGAGCACAUAACAUGGGUAGGUUUCCUUCUAUGUGUGGAAAUAAUCCCUUCUUAUUUGACUGAAAUCGUGGUUACGGCGUGCCGUUCUCCUAUGAUCUGCUUUCAUUUAUUUACGAAGAAAAGUAUGCUCGAUCUCUCUAGGUGCCUUUCCAGAAGAAGAUGAUUGACCUGGCGGCGCUGACUCCUGAGGAGAUCCGGUGGGUGGACGAGUACCAUUCCACCUGCAGAGAGAUCCUGGCCCCUCAUCUCAACAAGGAGGAGAUCGGGUGGCUCAAAAGAGCGACUGAGCCGAUAAGUGCCUGA